Molecule: messenger RNA, 1527 nt
Organism: Aspergillus pseudotamarii
Lineage: Eukaryota; Fungi; Ascomycota; Eurotiomycetes; Eurotiales; Aspergillaceae
Exons: 5
Coding region: 1-1527 (508 amino acids)
Source: RefSeq, a predicted model, not a curated record
AUGGAUUAUGAACCUAGUGAAGUAGUUUUUGCAACGACGUCAUCACCGACUGCGUCGGGCAUUGUAUUUCGCUAUGGACAACGCUCAAUCAAGGUCCCCGCUCCCCGCAGGAGGGGGCGACCGUUAGGAUCAAGGAAGGGAAAGACAACUGGUGCCAGUGUUGAUGGCCACAAACAGAAAGAUCAUGAACGAUAUGAAUUCGUCAAUCUGGGCAGUAACUCGACCGACAUUGAUCGUGAUACUCGUAAAUCUAUCAGAAAGAGGGUGAUGCUCAACCACACAUACAUUAACCAUAAGCGCAAAGGGACUUCUAUUGAAGAUAAAACAGAAAGAACAGCCUCUACGAGGGUACCUUCUUCGGAAGUUAUAGUUCCCCAACCUGGCCGCGUGGAUCCUUUCAAUACGCUAUCGAUUGAGAUUGAGCCAUAUAUGCACGAUCUACUCUCCUUGUAUAUUACUACCAUUUGGGAGACACUCUACUCGAUCGAGAAGAGGUGUGGCUGCAACCCAAUGACGAAUUAUUGGUUGCCAUUGGCAUUCAAUGACCCAGCUUUGCUGCAUAGUCUGAUAGGAUGUGCUGCAUCGUUUGUGAUGAUUGCCAACCGCUCUCACGGAUAUCCCUUCUUUGUUAGGCACUUGAAUGAAGCUAUAGCUAUCGUCAACCAGAGAAUGGCAGAUUCGGCAGGUUCGGUAUCCGAUGAAACCUUGGUCGUCAUUGCUAGCAUCGCUAUGAUGAAGCAGAUGCUAGGAUUUCACGAUGAAUGGAAUGUCCAUAUGCAGGGCUUGAAAAGCCUUGUCGAUUCACGAGGAGGUUUAGACAGCCUGAAUGAUAAACCGCUUAUUCAGGGUAAGAUUUAUCGUGCGGACCUAUGCGGCUGUGUAGCUGCCACGCAACGCCCUUAUUUCGGUGCACGUUACCAGGGUAUCGGCGAGUCAGGACCUCAGACAGACCACCUUAAUAACGGAUUCCGAGAACUCGAUCGGCUCUUGAACCUCGACAGCCUGCUCAAAGAGGCAAUCUGCAGUCUACAAAAUGCUACACAGACACUCUUCACAAUAAAUAGUAAAGACCACCAAGCCAAGGCAGCACAGGUCCGUUUCUGGAUUACUUCGACCCAAUACCGUCUCCUAUCAACUCGGUAUAGAGACUCGAGUAUUCCUCACCUGCAAGCUCUUGAGAUAUGCCGCCUUGCUCUCUUGCUCUUUACAGUAACUAUUUGCAAUGAGUUCCCACGGGGUGAAACAACCUCUGAUAUGCUUGUCGCUCAGCUUCGAAGGUUAUUAGACAAUGAUGCAGCAUGCCGGUGGUUGACUCCGGAAUUCAGCUUGUGGGCAUUAUUCCUUCUAGCAUUGCCUGUGACGGUGAGCAGCUCGAAGGGCUGGUGCCUGGCUUCUAUAUCGGCGGCUAUUUCCCGGAUGUGUAUUCGCCGAGAAGAACAAUUUACCCAAUUGUUGGCGACAUUUCUUCAUGAUCCUGAGUCGCACGCGAUGUCUUGUCAGGUCAUAUGGAGCGAAGUAACUUCAUGA